Molecule: messenger RNA, 2049 nt
Organism: Cylindrotheca closterium
Lineage: Eukaryota; Bacillariophyta; Bacillariophyceae; Bacillariales; Bacillariaceae
Source: the annotation of a GenBank genome assembly
AUGGAUUCUCGGCAAUUACGAUUCUAUGGAAGUGAGUGGUAUAAUAAUGAUAUGCUAGAGGCCGUGGCUGUGCGCCGAACAGAUCCUGUAUUGGCAAAAGAUUCCUCUGCAAGCGAGAAAAAAAUACCAAGCAAGGACAAUCAGAAUCCGUCGAUUUCUACAUCGCUACCCGAUUUUGAAUUUGAACCAAAGCGAGGUUACGGACCUUACAUUGAGCUGACUGACGAAGAACGGCAGUUGUUUCAACUGCUAAGACGAGCACGAAAAGAAACCGACCUUUCCACAACAUUGCGAGUGGCGGGAGGAUGGGUUCGCGAUAAACUGCUGGCCACUCCGGAAUUCACAAGAACUCAAAUAAGAGAGGGACGGUUAACUUCGAAAUAUGUUGCCACCAGUAUGGGGCGUCAAGGUACCAAGGUACUGGCGAGCGACGAGGGGCAAAAACCGGUGGACAUUGAUAUCGCAUUAGAUGAUAUGUUGGGUCGAGAGUUUGCGGAUCGCCUCAAUGAAUACUUGGCAAAAGUGGGAGAAGAAACCCACAGCGUUGGGGUCGUCUUGAAGAAUCCUGAAAAGUCGAAGCACCUGGAAACUGCCACUAUGAAGGUUGGAACCUUUUGGAUCGAUUUUGUCAACCUUCGUGCCGAAGAAUAUACCCAAGACAGCCGAAUUCCUGACUUGAUGAGAAUAGGAACGCCAGCGGAAGAUGCUUUUCGACGAGACUUGACAAUUAAUUCUCUGUUUUACAAUGUAAACAAUGCCCAAGUGGAGGACUGGACGGGCCGCGGAUUUGAUGAUCUGAGGCGAGGUAUAGUGGGCACUCCUUUGGCACCCUUGACGACACUACUAGAUGAUCCCCUUCGUGUGCUACGAUCCGUUCGAUUUGCUGCACGAUUGCGAUUUACCAUGGAUGAAUCACUGGUAGAAGCAGCAAGGGACAGUCGCGUGAGGGAAUCGUUGGCAGAAAAGGUAUCAAGAGAACGCAUCGGAUGCGAGGUUGAUCUCAUGUUCAGGUCUCCUGACCCAGUGGGAGCGAUGCGAUUAUUGAUUAACUUGAAUUUGGUCCGAACGGUAUACCCAGUAGAGAACUGCUCAGAUGGAAUCAAAAUCACCAACAAUGACCUUUUCGAUGAGGGGUUGAGCUUGUUGACUAUCACACACGAACACCUCGACGACUGCAAGUAUUCUCCACCUAUUUGGUGUCAAUCCAAGAAAUCCUACACCACUCAUGGCGUCACCGAGUUGACGCUGAGAGAGGACGGUUAUGCACGGAGGUUGCUGUGGUACGCUGCAUUCUUGAAGCCUAUUGACGACGCUGCGCGAAAAGUUAAGGAGAUUGAAGUUAGCAAACGACAGGGCAGAAAAGCUAAUCGAUCCACCAUUUCCAGGCUUUUGGUAGACGAAUUGAAACGACCCACUCGGGAUUCUGAUGCGAUUGAAAAAAUUGUGAAGGGGGCCAAUGACUUUACCAAAUUGAUGAAUGCUGGAGUUGACCUUUCUGCAGUCUCGGUGUUGCUUUGCGAUAUUCGGAUCGAAGAUGCUGAUGAAACAAGCGACAACAGUGAUUCGAAAUUUAAAUGCUCGAUGCAAGGAAAGCCAGUGCAAAGCGCAACAGAAGAUGAUCCCAUAUGGAAACACGCCAUGGAGUUUCGUUUGCAAUGUACCCAGAUUCUCAAAAAGGUCGGAUCACUUUGGCGAGCGGCUCUGUUCCUGUCUUUAUCCGAACACAUGAACAAGCAACUAGAAGGUGAAAUGGAAUAUGCUAUAGAAGGCGAUAUUGUGGAUGAAGCUCAUGAGGAAUUGCGAAAAGGUGAAAUUGAUCGAUAUGACUCGUUUGCUACUGCUAUGCAACGAAUAGGUGUGAUUGGGAUAUGGGAAGAGAAACCAUUGCUAGGUGGAAAUGAAAUCAAAAAGAUCUUGCCAAGUCUUCCAAAUGGUCCAACUUUCCGCGAAGUCAUGGAGGAGCAAGAAAAAUGGAUGGUGCUUCACCCCGGUGCGGGUUCUGAGGUAUUGACAGAUCAUCUAUUGAAGAGCUUUCCAGACUACAUAUAA